Molecule: messenger RNA, 2967 nt
Organism: Diplodia corticola
Lineage: Eukaryota; Fungi; Ascomycota; Dothideomycetes; Botryosphaeriales; Botryosphaeriaceae
Exons: 6
Coding region: 1-2967 (988 amino acids)
Source: RefSeq, a predicted model, not a curated record
AUGGACAUAUACUCUCGCCAAAACAACGGACUGGCUACGGUCUCCGAGAACCACUACUAUCUCUGGAAGUAUGGACCGACAUCCGUCCUUACUAUCAUGGCAGCUGUAUGGGGACAGGUGGAGUAUUGCACCAAGCAGUUAAUGCCAUGGGUGGAGAUGAUGUCAUUUCUUCGUCUCAGUGGGAAUUUUGGGUACCACCCUGCUCCAGCUCUUGACCAUCUCCUCCACGGCACUUUUGAGCGUGGAAUACAGAAGUAUUGGGCGCCAGGUGGAUACAAUACUUCUCGACAGGCCAUGGUUCAUUAUCAAGUUCCGCUCCCGCACGGGACGACAGCAGACUUCGCCACGCAAAGCUUUACACUCCUUCCAAUAACGAACGAGACGGUAUCUGCCAACGACGACGUCUUCUCCGCCGAACCCCGGGAAUGCGAGCCACUCAGUUGGAAAGAUGCUGAUCCUACCCCGACCCUGAGCGUGGCGGGAAAUGGAACAACUUUUCACAACAUGAACAUUUCGUCGGGGACAUGCCAGCUACGACACUACCCCUUUCCAAUCACUGGUGAAGGAUGGACGGCGAGUGUUCGAAAGGUCGAAUGCUCAAAAUUUUCACCCACGGAGCCGGAUGCGCGAUUGCUUAUAUAUUUGAGCUCGUCCUACUAUGAAACAGCAAACGCCGGCACCGAAGAUCGACUCAGCGUUUCGGAUGCUACGCAGGAGCCGUUGCCCUUGGGGGUUAAUCCGGAAGCUAUAAUCGACAAUGUGGUCUCUUCCAUCGAGAGUGAUGAGACACGAGAAGCCAUAAACAGCCCUUUUGCAUCCAACAUAAGUACCUGGCUGAGUCUGGUGAACGAGACAAUGCCGCAACCGGAAGUUACAGCUUGGACCAACGAAACUCUGCUGAGCCUGGCAUCGCAAAACGUUUUUCGCUCCUUCCUUCCUCAAUGGGCCAAGAACGGGAAAACGACCCCCGACCAUCGUGCUGUUGCCGGAAAUGCCACCCAAGUACUCCCCCGCCUCUGUGUCCAGGCUCUCUCUCUGAGGUUGAUGGAGUGUUUCUGGAUACUCCUGUGCCUUGGCAGCUUCGCCCUUUGCUUUCUCGACCGCAUCUCUCUUCCAGAAUCGCCGGCAUGCCUUAUGUCACUUGCUCUGCUUCUUUCACGUAACCCUUCCCCGGCCCAAGUACUGGAAGGAAGUGGAAGGAUGGGAGAAAAGACACUGGCCCACAAAUUGAGAGGGCUAAAGUUCUGGUGUACACCUACAAAUCAACGGAACAGGGAUCUCUCCAUCCAUGUUGAGCGGCCCGAGGGAAGUCAACCAGGAAAUCAUCACGCGGAGCCGGGGCACCACACAAGCGCAGUCAACGAACAAUCAGGAGCCAGUGAUGGAUUGAAGCUGUGGCAACCGGCUUCAGACCAUCUGGCGUACCGAAUCCUGGUGAUCACCGUUCCCAUGCUACUCGUAACCAGUCUCGAAACAAUUUACCAGAUAUCCUUAGCCCACGACGGCAUUGCGGAUGUUUCUCUCGAUGGGUAUACUAAGUACACCUGGGUCUUUGUUCCUUCAGCCACGAUGGUUAUAGUCGGAUUGCUUUUCGGUGCCCUGCACAGCACAGCGAGACUUCUUGCCGUGUUCCAGGAGAUGAGAAAACGCGGAGUAGGCGUCUCCGCCAUGGAGUUUGAUCCAUUUGCCAACAUCACGCUCCUGGGUUUCUGUAUUACUCUUCGAAAAGGAAACUGGCCUCUUUCGGCAGCGAUGCUCACUUCCCUCCUGGCACCAUUGCUUACCAUCGUUACAAGUAGCCUCUACACGCCCGUAGAAGUUCCAUCAACUCAAAACAUGACUCUGACAAUCCAAGACUGGUUCGACAUCCGAAACAUGGGCAAAACCUGGUGGGACAGCACAAACAGGGGCAUGGGUCUCCACAUGAGCAUAUCCGACCUCGUUUUCUUUGCCAAUACGUCCUUCCCGCAAUGGACGUACAGCGAAGCCGUCUUCCCCCAUCUCACCCUCACCGAAAAGAACAACGGAAUACCAUUUCCAGCGGAGCAGCGGCAAGAGCUGCACUCCCGCAUCCCCGGGAUUCGCGCCAACAUGAACUGCACCCUCAGCCACAUGCACCGCAAUGGCCACUUCAAGACUGCCAGCACCAGCAGAUCCUUGUUCCACGGUGAUGGAGCGCUAAUCAUCCCAGUCGCCAUCCCCUCCGGCUGUAACAGAAGCCUCCUCUUCACGCCUUUAGACGGCAAGGAUGAUGCCGCCGCCGUUAAUUUCGUCUUCGACCCCCCAGCCGACGGCACCUCCUUCUUUUUCGCCGACCAGGUUGACCAGCUCGUCGACUUGCCCCUCAGCGAUGCGGUCAACGCCUGCGGCGACAACCGCCCGCACCUCUGGUUCGCCGUCGGCCACCAAACAGCCAACACUACGGACGACCUCGCGCUGCUGCACUGCGCCCCCUAUAUCGAGGCGCUUGCUUACACAGCCAUCUUUGCCACACAGAACUUCGAAAUCAACACGACAGCACCGCCCAUCCCCGAUGAGUCGACCGCGCGCCCACUGCUUCUCGACCAUAACAACAUCACCACCGCGCCAUUCUCCUACGCAGUAACCCUACCGCUCGUCGGUGCAGGAUCGGCUCUCCGCGCGAAGAACAUCACCGUGCCGCCAGGGAUCAGCCCCUUCUUCGCCGCGCUCGUCUAUGGUGCUGAGGGCACGCCCAUCGAGGACUUGGUGGGAGAGGACAACGUGCCAAGGCUAAUUGAUCGCAUGCAGCAUCUAUAUAGGCAGCUCGUGGCGCAGGUGCUGCACGCGGAGGCUGGUGCAAAGUGGUGUGGCGACGCGGUUGCUGGAGGUGUUGCUCCUACAUAUGGCGGUGGCCGCGGCGGUGAGUUGCUGGAUGGGUGGGAGUGCGAGGGUAUUGCCGGCGGAUCCCGGGAGUUUGGCGGUGAGGUUGGCGGCUUUGGAGGGUAG